Exophiala mesophila is the source of this 1979-nucleotide messenger RNA. RefSeq lists its product as uncharacterized. Lineage: Eukaryota; Fungi; Ascomycota; Eurotiomycetes; Chaetothyriales; Herpotrichiellaceae. The record is from RefSeq and is a predicted model, not a curated record. The transcript has a single exon. Bases 63 to 1322 code for a protein of 419 amino acids.
AAUAAAUCUGCUGCUCGGUCCGAAAGAACAUCAGUGACAAGGAGACAGCAACACCUCCCGCAAUGUCUCUCAAAAGCAAAGCUGACGAACUCAUCUCCCAGGCCGUCGAGGCCAGACGAGUGCCUGCUUUUGGUGCCGUUUCCCUUGACAAGUCAGGUGAAGUUCUAUACGAAGGUGCAUUUGGAACCACUGGUGACAUGAAUGACGGCGAGUCGCACCCACCAUUCACAACCACGACUCAAAUCAACAUCUGGUCGAUGACCAAAUUGGUAACAAGUGUCGCCGUUCUCCAAUUGCUCGAGACCGGUCAGCUGGGCAGCCUCGACGACGACGCGGCGAAAUAUGUCCCCGACAUUGGCAAGCUCCCCGUUUUGCAAGGUUGGACCAGCGACGACGAGGCCACCGGCGACCCUAUCACCCGUCCUGCCACCAAAACCAUCACCAUCCGCCACCUUUUGACACAUACCUCAGGCAUUGCCUACGACUUUUCCAACCAAGAUACCUGCCGCUGGUUUGCCUGGCGACAGCGUACCCAAGGCAUCCCUCGCACCAGCCGCAAGCAAUCUGACAUCUCACCACCGUUGGUCUUCGAACCCGGCACCUCGUGGGCCUACGGCUACAAUACGGACUGGUUGGGCUUGGUGGUUGAGGCCAUCACAGGUAUCGAUCUUGAGACCUAUUUCCAGCAACACAUUUUGGGCCCGCUGGGCUUGAAUCAGACAGGGCAAGCGACACGGAUCAAGGUUCAGUCGUUGGCUCACAUGCGAAGUGCCACAGAUCGAUCGUUGGCGUUGCCGCCCAUGCAAGUCGACCUCACCGCCUCGUACGGCGAGAAAGAUGAGAAGGAGAACCAGACCUGGGGCGGAGCCUUUCUCGUCUCAACCCUGCGUGACUAUGCCACCUUUCUGCUCACCAUUCUCAACCACGGCACUCACCCGACCAAGCAUGUCCAGAUCCUCAAGGCCGAAACCGUUCGAGACUACCUCUUCACCGAUCAGCUGCCUUUGAUCCUCGGUCCUCAAGCCUCAAAGGACGCCGGUGUUGGAGCGUGGGACACCUCUAUCGCAUGGAUGUGUGCCAACGGCGUCUUCAUGCCUGAAACCCCCAAGGGCUUUUCUACUGGCUUGAUGCUCAACCUCGCCGAUCGCCCCGGGGCUCGCAGGACACAUAGUGGCGCGUGGGCAGGCAUCUCCAACCAGUAUUAUUGGGUCGAUCCACAAAGUGGAAAAUUGGGUGUCGUGGCUGCGAACAUCUUUCCCUUUAUGGACGCCGAGACUCUGGAUCUGUUGGACCGCUUCGAAAAGUUGGUAUAUCAACAUUGAAACUCAAGAUACACAUCUUCCCGAUGAAUGCACGCGAUUGUCGCUCAGAUCAUGAUAUAGACAAGGAAUGCUCGCCACAUGGAAUAUCACUUGAAUUCUUCCUUUGUGGAAUGACACUUAAAUGCCCAACCCCCAAUCGCCAUCGUACAUUGUGUGUCAUCGUCUUAAGAAUGCACGCACAUGGCUAGUGGCCUCCGCUGGAAGAGAGAUCUUGAUCUCUAUUGACUUCGAGAUAUGCCAUCAAUAUAACGCCCAUAUUCUCAUGCCUCAUAACCUCAACGCCGUAUAUUCCCCCCUCACAUAGCAUAACAUGGCACCCAGAUAUCGUUUCCCCAACUCCACAACGCAGCAGGUCAACUGGGUUCAUCAUUCCAACAAUCAAACAAUCAGUCAGUGGCAGAUUUCAACUGCCUCGACCACACAUCUUGUCGUGGGUGUAGCAUUUCCCUGUUACAAUCCACUCGAAUCGUCCUGGGGAGCAGGAGCACGCGCGGAAUGCGAAAGAGAGUGCCGCGUCACAUGACCAGACAUCCACCACUGCGAGCUCGUCGUCGGCCGGCGCGAGGGUUCCUCCCUGUCGCAAACUCCGCACCGCUACCCUCGUCGUCACCGGUACCAGUGUCUUGAGCGGUCCCAUCCUCGUCAUCUCGGACUCUG